Molecule: messenger RNA, 3012 nt
Organism: Australozyma saopauloensis
Lineage: Eukaryota; Fungi; Ascomycota; Pichiomycetes; Serinales; Metschnikowiaceae
Exons: 1
Coding region: 1-3012 (1003 amino acids)
Biological process (GO): tRNA methylation
Cellular component (GO): cytoplasm
Molecular function (GO): protein binding
Source: RefSeq, a predicted model, not a curated record
AUGUCUAUAAAUUCGUGUAAUGAGCAGCUCCUCGAGGAAAUCAAUCACUAUGGUCCUGUUACUGCACUCAAGUUUCAUGGCGAUCAUCUUUUGGUGGGCUACGGCCCUGUGUUAAAGCUAUUUCACACCAAGAAGCUGGGCGAUCCGCCUAUAUGGCAGAAAAGAGUGUUUAAACGCAACAAGAUCCAUUCUAUUGCCAUCUGCGAAAAAACUAAUACGUUAGCGGUAAGUGGAGGACGGUCUUUUGCCAUUUUUCCAAUGGAAAGUGACGAGAUCCGUGAGAGAGCGAUCAAUGAAUGGAUCAUAGCGGUAGAGUUCAUUGAGCCCGGAAAAGUGGCCAUUUUGAAUUCGCACAAUGUAGUUUUAGUUGUGGACAUCAACAUACUGCCAUUCUCCGUGGCCGAAACAGUGCACUGUGGUGAGAAAUCCAUUCUUUAUUCGGGGUCGAUCACGAAGACAACCACAGGCGACGUUUAUGUGGCCGCAGGAACAGUCAUGGACGGUGUUAUAAUAUGGAACCUCAAAACGCGCAACAUCGUGCACCUGUUGAAGGACCACGAGGGCUCCAUUUUCGCCGUGAAGAUCGACAAAGAUGCACAGUACAUAAUCUCGUGCUCCGACGACCGGUCCAUCAAAGCAUUUACCUUUUCCGAUGGCAAGUUGCUUGCGUCAGGCUGGGGCCACGGAUCUCGUAUCUGGUCGCUCCUGUUUGGAAAAUCGCUGACGGGUAACCUACAAAUAGUCAGCAUGGGAGAAGACUGUUCCACCAGAAUCUGGAAUUAUACCGGAGAGAGUACCUUGCAGUGCAUCAAAACAUUUGAGCACUGCCACGAAGGAAAGCAUAUAUGGAGUGGUGACUCUAAUUAUGCUAUGAGACCGCGGCUAGCUACUGGCGGGGCCGACGGAAAGGUUCGCCUCCUUGAUGCAGAUGAAGAGUACAACGACCCGUUGAUCUUUGAGUUUGAUCACAUUGAAAGAUACGGCAUGAAUAAGGUCGAAGAUAAUGAGCACAUCAAGAGUUUUGCUAGUAUCCCCAUGGCAGAUGAGACAAUCGUGGUAUCAUCCGCUGGGAGGGUCUUUAGCAUAGAAUCCAGUCGUUCAGCAUGGGUCGACCUCGAAAUUUCUAUCAAAGAUUUUGUCUCAUUGAAGAGUCACGAACGCCAGACGGCUGUGGUAGUGACAAAAUCCGGCAGUGUUCUUAUGAUCAAUCAGGGGGACGAAGUGUCGACCGAGUGGUAUCACCCGCCGCCAGAAAAAUCUUACAAGAUCAUCAAUGUCUUGAGCCGCACAACAGAAAUUGAGAUGCAUCUUUUGCUAGAUAGCCCGGUCAAAGGAUCCCCUUUUGUGUUUAUGAAAUUAGAUGUUGUGUCGGAGAAACCCAGAGUAGUGGCCACAGUUGAACUUCCCAAACCAACUGACUGCUCAUUUACUCCCACGUCGUUCCAUUUCGAUUCCGGUUCCCAUUACUUGUUUGUGGGAUCUCGUCACGCAAAUGUGGCUGUUUAUGAUCUUUCACAAACCCCCCUUGUUCCACCCUACUUAAUACGUAAAAUCUGCCCCGGAGACACAAUUACCUCUCUCUCCACUGUGGGCCGAUUUGAAAAUGGGAACACUCCGGUGGUGCUUCUUACGGUUAGGGAUGGCACGUAUCUCUACUUCCAUAUUAAAUGCCAUGAAGAUGUGUUGAGCCACGAGAUUAUCCUUCAAAACAAGUUCAAUAAAGGCUCGGUUGAAGGCGGUUUUGUUUACGAGAAGAGCCUUCUACUUUACGGGUUCCGUUCCUCUCUGUUCUACGUGUGGAAUGAAACUAAUCAAACCGAGUUGCUUAAUGAAUUUUGUGGAGGAGCCCGCCGUCAUUGGGAGUUUAGGCAUUGGUUCAAUGAUCUUAUGGGAGGAGCUUAUAUGGAAUUUCGUUUCAUCAACAAGUCAGGCCUUGUUCUCAAAGCUAGGAUGCCGAGUUUUUCUUUACCACGCAAUGGACUCUUGGCCAAUGGAACACACGGAAGAGAGAUAAGGAGCUGCGCCGUGUCUGAUUAUACCGAGAUUGAUGGCUCCAAAAUCAUUGUGACUGCUUCAGAGGACGCUUCAAUCAAGAUUGGCAAAAUUGACUGUGAUGGCCAGAUGGAGUGCGUUUGGACAAUGAACAACCAUGUUUCCGGCUUACAGUCGGUGAAGUUCGCCGACAAAGACCACUUCAUCAGUUCUGCUGCAAACGAAGAAAUGAUCGUGUGGAAGUUACAUCGGUUUGACGAAUCUCAAUUCUCUGCGGUGGAGAUUGGGCGUCUUCCCGUGUCUGGAGUUAACCCCGAUCUUCGAAUCAUGGAUUUUUCGUCAAUUAAAAAUGACCAGGGCUUCCUCGUGGCUGCUGUUUUCUCGAAUUCCGUUGUCAAGCUCUUCCAAUUCAACACAUCCACGAAUUCAUUUCUGACAAUUGGAGAAACAGUUUAUAGUCAAUUCUGUCUCCUCAACAUAGAAUUUCUCAGCACUGCUAGUCAAACCUUUGUGUGCGUUGGUGCUACCGAUGGUAAUUUCACCAUUUGGGAUGUCACAACUUGUAUCACAUCGGACCUGAAUGAAUUUUCCGCGCCGAUAGUCAAACAACAACUACACCAAAGUGCAAUCAAAGCAUUUGCCAUACAUGCCAACGAGAAAACUGGCACAUGGGAUGUCUUGACUGGUGGUGAUGACAAUGCACUCACGCAUUCAAGACUACUGAUCUCGAGCUCCGGUGCUUUGGAGCUUUCAGUAAUUUCCUUCGUCGAGAAAGCUGCUUCGGCUACGAUAACGGGUGUAGUCCAUGUCGGCGAGCAACUGGUAUUUGUCACAUCAGUGGAUCAGAUUGUCCGCGUUUGGGAUUAUUCGUCUGAUUUGAAAUGUAAAUCUGCCACCUAUACAACUGUUGCCGAUACCGGGUGCUGUGCCUAUGCAGAGUUCGAAGACUCUCGACUUGCCAUUGCUGCUGGUGCUGGACUCAGCUUCUUUUCGCUACAGAAGGACUCAAAAAUAGAAUAG